AUGAAAUGUACACUUAGAUUCACUAAUGAUGCAUCACUGUCACUGGUUAUUUCCUUGAAGAUUAUUUCACUGAAAAGUAAUUUUCAGCAACAGGUGGUGUGUUCUGACUGUCUCCAGGAGUGUAGAAAGCCUCCUACUAACCCGUCCCUCAGGACCAGUUGCCAAAACUGGGCCAUCCCAGGCUUCAGAUGGGUGACAAACAGAGAGCGUCUGCAGGGUGGACCUCAAGUGUUUCCGGUCAGCAGCAUUGUGUGUGCUCGCUGCUCCAGCAUAGAGAAGAUCACAGAGAAAAGUGAACAUCCUAAGGAGGAUGGUGCAGGCCAGCUGUCACAUAUUGAUGCCUCACCACUUCGAUUUCGCCAUCAGAGAGGUGAAGCCAAAGAAGGCAGGAAUUUUCUGCAUCACAGAGGUCUUAAUGCAGGGCCUGGUCUCCAUGGAGACAUAAAGACCCCAUGCAUCACAGGGCAUCUGAAGUCUUCAGUGGUGACAGAGAAGACCCUUCCUCAGGAACCAUUCGUCUCCAAAGUGCCAUUAAGAUUACAGAUCAAAGUGUCUAGCCAGAAAGGUAGUUUGGGAAUCAGCAUUGCUGGUGGAAAAGGCUCUCUGCCUUACAAAGACCACGAUGAGGGAAUAUUUAUUUCCCGAGUAGCUUCAGGUGGGCCAUCAGAAAAGGCCGGAAUCCAUGUGGGAGACAGAUUGCUGGAGGUGAACGGGCUUGACAUGCAGGGGGCGACCCACCAAGAGGCUGUAGGCGCCCUCAGGAAUGCUGGGAGCUGCAUCAAGAUGAAAGUACUCAGAGAGAGGGUGUUACCCCGAGAGGUGCGGGACCUGGAUGUACCUCAAGAUCCUCAGGACGUGACAGGAAGACAGCUGAGCAGCCAGGACCGAGCGGGUCUCAGGGGCAAACAGCCCACGAUGGAGAGCGCAGAGCACAGUGUGUCCAAGAAGACUGAGCCGGUCGUCUGCAAUGGCAACGGCAUUUCUGAUUUGGGGAGUGACCUGAACAGGACCGUGUCUGAACCGGGGGUGUUAACAAAAAAGGAUUCACUUCAAGUGGGGCAACAUUCAGUGACAAUCCCUCGGAUCAUCCUCACACAUCCCUCUACCUCAGAUGAAGAUGUGGAGCUCUUGACGCAGAGCUCCAGCAGAGAUCAAACUGACAGUCCUGACAAGCAUGUGCGCUCUGACUGCUUUGACAGUGCUUUCUACCCACUCUGACCACAGCUUGGAGCUACGUGAAUGAAGGACUCACACUGCUACUAUCCAGCUCAUUGUUUUCUGAGGCAUUUUCAGUGAUGUUACUGUGGAGGAUUAUUCUAAAUCAAAUUGUUGGAAUGUGUUUUUUUACUGUCACUGCAAAGCUUUUUGCCUGUCAGAUCGAAUUGCUGCUAAUAGAAUGGAAUUAUUAUUAUUAUUAAAGCCAUUUGCAAGGAGGGAGAACAUAAAGACAAGUUCUUCUUAUUAGAGACCGUAAAGCACACUAACGUCCAAAUGAAACACACGCCAUAAAAUCAAAUACAAUGAAUUAAACAAUGACUGAUGCUGGCUAUCUCUGCUUCACAAUGCUGUGUGUAAGUUAUGCAGGUGUUGGCACAUAGUGUUUCCACCCAUGACAGCGUGAAGCCCUUAAACUUUUUAUAGUACUCAGAUAAAAUGCCACAUGGCUGAACAGAGAUCACAGCAGGAAGUCUGCAACCUGCAGCCUCCUGAGACAAACUGAUCUCUGCUUCACAUCUUCGAACGCCUCAGCGGUACGAGCUAAAUGCCAUCGUGUGAGAUUAUGCUCUGAAAAGAUAGACACCGGCCAUCACAUAGGAGAAAUUUAUAACCGUGCUUCCAAAGCUUAGAAUGUGCAAACUGUAGAUGUACACCUGCCUUGUAUUAUGUGGCGGCUUUUAUAUUCAGUUAAUUGUUCAGUGUUCACUUUCUGAAUAAAGUGCAAAUAUAUUGUUCCAAGAGGCUUCUCUUUUCUUCGAGAUAGAUCCAUAUUGAUGUUUAUACUACGUGCAGAAGAUAAACACCUGCAGCUGACUGCAAGUGAGCAAAAAUACAUCUUGGAAAAGCUUUAUUUAGAUAUUUUGAGGUUGUGAUAGGUGAUGGUAUUGUACUGGAUUGCACAAUGUUCCACAAGUGUAGGUGCUGUUAUAUCCUCCCUCUGUGUUUACUCUUGUCCACAUAAAAAGUGAUAUGGCAGCUUGUGCUAUAUGUGACAACUACCGGGUGAUAAUCCUCUGGGGACACAACUUGUUGGAAAGCACAUCCUGUGCAAAAUUCAAUUCGGAGUCAAUUACUGGCAGGCUUACACUGUGAGAGUUUGUCUGUCUCAAGAGGCAGCCAUGUAAGACAGUGGGAGACCCUGAGGAGAAUGAACACAGAUUUCAAUGACUCUGUAAUAAAACUGGGGCUCUGAGAACAUUGGUUUUACAACCGGCCUGCAUUUUCUGAUAUGUGCUGAUAUUCAGCAAAUAAUAUGCAUGUAUUUAAAGUAUCUGUAAAACUUCAGUUUAUUGAGAAUGUAGGCCACUAAUUCAAUUUAUUGAUUGAAAAUGAUUUUACAGUGGUGCCAAAUCAAGUGUAGUGAUUUGUAAUCUUCAAAUAAUGUAUCAAAGUAAAGUCUUGAGAAAUUGAUUGAUUAAUCCUUUGCACCCUGAGCAGGUUCAUGGUGUUUUUUGUGCUCUUGUCACAUUUUUACCCACCAUGGAAUCAUUUUCCCUCCAAUAUAAAGUCCUUUGCCUCUGUAUAAACAACACAACAAUGGCUAGAAGUAGAAACAACCAAAAAUGUCUUGCCAUGUGCAGUAUGAUACAGUUAUGAUGCUACAAAUCAGAAAAAAGACACAAAAAUAAUGUCAACAAUUGAAAAAGACUUGGAAUCAAUAUGGCAGACAUUUUCACAAGUGCCCCCUAGUGUAAACAAUACUAAAUAAGUACAAUAAUAAUAAAAAUUGCUAUAGAUGAUCAACCAUUUACAUUUUUACAACCUUUUUAAGCUGCUCACUUUGUUCUGCACAUUAACUCUAGUAACAUUUUUCUCCAUGCUCAGUGUAUCUCCUAACAACUUGCUGGAAACGUAUUCUUCUGUAUACUGCUUUUGAGCAAGGCUGCUUAUAUUUUAUUGAUUCAGUAUGUUUUAAUUUGCACUCAGUCUCUUUCGUUGUCCCUUCUUUGCUCUGUGUCAACACAACUUGCAGUUCAGUCAAAUAGUCCUUGAAUUUUUGCCGUCUAAGUUGUGCUGAGGGGCACAGAUUUUAUUUCUAUUUUUUAAACAGGGUGUGAUUCAAGAGGUUAUUUUGACAAUUUUAAAACAAGACAAAAAAGACUGACUUUGAUCAAAUGUCAUAAUUUUAAGCUUAGAUGUAUUUAUUCUUCCUAAUGAUGGUGAACAUCAAACAUGACACAUUCAAGGACCAUCGGAAAGGUCAAGAUAAAACAAUUCUUCCUGUUUUUACUAAUUCUGCCUUAUUACAUUGGCAGUUUUUAGGGUUCAGAGGGUUAAUACAACAAUUUGUACCUCAGAAAGUGAAUGUUAAAACAAAUACAUAAACUGAAAACUUGCAUGUUAGUUCAUUUUUCCAAAUCACUGAUGGACCAUCAGUUGAAUCUUGGGUUGUAACUGAUUGACUUUUCUGUAUUUUUGACAUUUUAUUUCCAAAUGCUGCCCCUGUAUUGAAAAAUUGUCAAAUAUAUUUUCCUAAUUUG
Amphiprion ocellaris (clown anemonefish) is the source of this 3698-nucleotide messenger RNA. RefSeq names its product disks large homolog 5. Gene Ontology annotation, molecular function: protein binding. The transcript is spliced from 8 exons. The record is from RefSeq and is a predicted model, not a curated record. The coding region runs from base 1 to 1218 and encodes 405 amino acids. Lineage: Eukaryota; Metazoa; Chordata; Actinopteri; Pomacentridae.